Hevea brasiliensis (rubber tree) is the source of this 1637-nucleotide messenger RNA. Its product is annotated as elongation of fatty acids protein 3-like. Gene Ontology annotation, biological process: sphingolipid biosynthetic process; very long-chain fatty acid biosynthetic process; fatty acid elongation, saturated fatty acid. Gene Ontology annotation, molecular function: fatty acid elongase activity. The coding region runs from base 300 to 1214 and encodes 304 amino acids. Gene Ontology annotation, cellular component: endoplasmic reticulum membrane. The transcript has a single exon. The record is from RefSeq and is a predicted model, not a curated record. Lineage: Eukaryota; Viridiplantae; Streptophyta; Magnoliopsida; Malpighiales; Euphorbiaceae.
AAUAAGAAAAUAAUAUACACGCCAAGGUCAAGCCACAUUUGCAAGUUCCAUGAAAUUUGUGAACUUUUUUCCAAUCCUUAUAUAUGCAAUCUGCUGUGCUGACCUCUAAUUCUAAUUGCUCCUUGCCUUUCAUUCUCAUCGCCUGAAAGUUUUUUUGUUUUCUUUCCCCAUUUCUAUGUUAUCUUUCUAAGCCCUGACGCUCUUCAAUCCUUUCUUUGAUUUUGCAAUAAACAAGAAUUGGCUAGCUACUAUAAUCAGAUUCGCAAUUCUGCUAGAUUGUUUAAACCCAAGUUAUAAACAUGACACUCUCCGCGUUACAGGGCUUCAAGCAUUGCUUAGCGGAGCACCCAUCAAUAGUAAACUUCCGGUGGAGCAUUACCCAGACAUGGGGCUCCACCUGGUUCUUUAUCUUUUCUGCCAUAGCCAUCUACAUCGCCGCCUCUGUCACCCUCCACAUCCUCCUCUCCCUUCUCCUCAGCCGUAGCCGCCGUGUCUCACUUGGCCCCAUCCCAGCCAUCCACAGCCUCACCAUGGCGCUUAUCUCGGCCUUCAUUUUCAUCGGUAUACUUUUCUCAACCGCCGCCGAGAUCCGCGACACGCGAUGGUUCUGGCCUCGCACCAGGACCACAACUGCGUUCCAGUGGCUCCUUUGUUUUCCACUUGGGACGCGCUCCACCGGCCGCGUCUUCUUUUGGUCCUACGCUUUCUACCUCUCUCGGUUCCUUCACCUAUUCCGUACAUUCUUCACAAUCCUCCAGCACCGUAAACUCUCCUUCUUUACGCUCUUUAACCAAUCCAUUCUCUUGUUCAUGUCCUUUCUUUGGCUCGAAUUCUCUCAGUCUUUCCAAGUGUUGGCUAUACUCCUGACAACUUUAUUAUACUCUCUGGUUUAUGGGUACCGGUUUUGGACUGCAAUAGGGUUGCCAAGGGCACAUUUCCGUUUUGUAGUGAACUUGCAGGUUGUUCUUUUGGGUUGCAAUCUACUCUGCCAUUUUGGAGUGCUUUUCUUGCAUUUCUUGAAAGGUGGGUGCAAUGGGAUGGUAGCUUGGGGCUUAAACUCUGUAUUGAAUGGCGUGAUUCUGCUGUUGUUUUUGAGGUUUUACGUGAAGUUACAUUUGAUAAAGAGGAAGGCCAGCAUGGUGAGUGAAUUCGAGGGUUCUUAUUCGCUGCAUGUGCACUCUGCUUCGGAGAUAAGGAGUGAAAAAGCGAGUUGAUGAGUUCACCUGAACUAGGUUCUCCUUCCAAGUUCCCCCCACCCCUCCGGAUUCAUGUGUACAGAAACUGUAUUUUCUUGAAUCUUGACUUGUAAUUAUGUAAAGAAAUUAAUUGUAUUAUAAUCAUAUUAUACAGAACUGGGUAUUUCCAAUACAGGAGAAGCAGUUGGGUAAACCAACAUCAGCAAUUUUGCUGGGUCAACGCGAUGAAAAGGCAAGCCGCCCAUCUCCGCUGGCUGCCGCCUCAUUUCUUUAUCUUUUAUUUUUCUUUAUUAUUAAUUUUUCUCUUUCUCUUUCUUGGGUGCUGGUCUUCUGUUUUCACCAUUAUUAAUUUCCUCUAUAACUUUCAAUGCCUUGUACAGGUCGUAUAAGUUAAGAUUAUAUAUAGACAGAGAUUGCAGUUGAUAAAAAAUUAAAUAAAAA